AUGGCAUCUAGUAAGAAUGAAUUAUAUGAAGCCCCGGCAGAGAAUGCAAAAGUCUUCGAAGGGCUUAUUGGGAAUUGUAGUCUUUGGAGCCGGAAGUGGGGGUGGCAGGGGUUAGAACCGCAGCUGAAGCAGCAGUCCUUGGCGCUGACGCCGCCAGGGUGUAGUGCAGGGUUCCGAGCCCACCAGCCGUGGUGCCUCCCCUGUCCUGAGGGUGCAACGGGCGCCCUGGCGACCGAAGCGGCCGGGAGCCUCUCUUCAGCCCGGAGACGGCCUUGCAGUCCCGGAUGCGUCCGGAGGGCGCGGGAAUGGAUCUUGGCGGCGGCAGGGAGCGCCUGCCGGAGGAGAGCAGAGGGUGGUCAGUACCUGUGUUCGGGAGAAGGCAUGUUUCGAAGACCAUCAGAAGGACAGUCCCUCAUCAGUUACCUCUCCGAGCAAGACUUUGGCAGCUGUGCAGACCUGGAAAAGGAGAAUGCCCACUUCAGCAUCUCAGAGUCCUUGAUUGCCGCCAUCGAGCUGAUGAAAUGCAACAUGAUGAGCCAGUGUCUGGAAGAGGAGGAAGUGGAGGAGGAAGAUCGCGACAGGGAGAUCCAGGAACUGAAGCAGAAGAUCCGCCUGCGGCGCCAGCAGAUCCGCACCAAAAACUUGCUCCCUGCAUACCAGGAGACUGAGCAUGGAAGCUUCCGGGUCACCUCCAGCAGCUCCCAGUUCAGUUCACGUGAUUCUACACAGUUCUCGGACUCUGGCUCUGCUGAUGAUGUUGAUGAGUUUGAAAUCCAAGAUGCUGAUAUCAGGAGGAGUGCGGUCUCAAAUGGCAAAGCAUCCAUCUCCCAGAACUUCUCCCAUUGCUUCCUGCACUCCACAUCUGCUGAGGCAGUGGCCAUGGGGCUCCUGAAGCAGUUUGAGGGCAUGCAGCUUCCAGCUGCCUCGGAGCUGGAGUGGCUGGUUCCAGAGCACGAUGCCCCACAGAAGCUCCUGCCUAUCCCCGACUCACUGCCCAUCUCACCGGAUGACGGGCAGCAUGCGGACAUCUACAAGCUGCGUAUCCGUGUGCGUGGCAACCUGGAGUGGGCUCCGCCCCGGCCUCAGAUCAUCUUUAAUGUCCAUCCAGCCCCGACGAGGAAGAUUGCCGUGGCCAAGCAGAAUUACCGCUGUGCAGGAUGUGGCAUCCGGACUGACCCUGAUUACAUCAAGUGGCUGCGGUACUGUGAGUACCUGGGCAAGUACUUCUGCCAGUGCUGCCACGAGAAUGCCCAGAUGGUCGUCCCCAGCCGGAUUCUGCGCAAAUGGGACUUCAGCAAGUACUACAUCAGCAACUUCUCCAAGGACCUGCUCCUCAAGAUCUGGAAUGAUCCUCUCUUCAAUGUGCAGGACAUCAACAGCGCCCUCUAUAGGAAGGUCAAGCUGCUCAGUCAGGUCCGGCUGCUGCGGGUUCAGCUGUACCACAUGAAGAACAUGUUUAAGACCUGCCGACUGGCCAAAGAGCUUUUGGAUUCCUUUGACAUAGUUCCAGGCCACCUGACGGAGGACCUCCACCUGUACUCACUGAACGACCUGAUUGCAACCAAGAAGGGGGAGCUGGGGCCCCGGCUGGCCGAGCUCACCAGAGCAGGAGCUGGCCACGUCGAGAGAUGCAUGCUGUGCCAAGCCAAGGGCUUCAUCUGUGAGUUCUGCCAGAAUGAGGAUGACGUCAUCUUUCCUUUCGAGCUACAUAAGUGCCGGACCUGUGAAGAGUGUAAAGCGUGUUACCAUAAAGCUUGUUUCAAGUCUGGAAGCUGCCCCCGGUGUGAGCGGCUGCAGGCCCGGCGGGAGUUACUGGCCAAGCAGAGCCUGGAGUCCUACCUGUCUGACUAUGAAGAGGAGCCCACGGAAGCCUUGGCUGUAGAGGCCACCAUCCUGGAGACCACCUGAGGAAUGCACCUCAGCCCUUUGUCUGAGGGGCUGGCUAGAGGCAAACGAUAGAGAACUGAGCCACACCUUCGAGGAAGGUGUGGGGCCUUUUUAAAAUAUAUCGUCAUUGUUUAUGACUUGUCUGCUGUCCAGGUGUAGACAACCUUUCUUGGUUGAUGGGUCCAGUCUGUUGUGACAGAUAGCUGUGAGCAUUGGGUGUUUCCGUCAGGACUGCCACUUGGACUGCCUCUCGUCAGGGGAACGGACAGCGAGACCCAGCUCUUCUGACAUGCUUGGCCUGUUCCACAAGGCUCAGAUCUGGUGACAGCCUCGGCUCAAGGAUCAUUCCACUCUUGACUUAGUUCCACAGCUUCUGAGCCAGGCCUUUCUCAGUCAAAGAUCUUCACCUUUGCUGCUGAAACAGGAGAAUGGAACUUUCCCUGUCCCAGUCCUGAAAGAGUAAGACUGCGCCCUGAGGCAGGGAAGAGAAUGGGGCUGCACGGUGGUCAUUCUGUCCGACUUAUUAGGCAUUUGGGGGCAGGUAAGAACGGAAUCAUUAUUGUUCUAGACUCCUCAGAGACCUCGGGAGGCGAGCAUGACUUCCCUGUUUCAGGUAUUCCAGGCAUAGGUGGACACGAGCUGGCUUGUGUCCUCUGAGGGGCCUGAAGCAAAGAACAGAACUGGGUCCUAGGCCAGGCCCAUUUGUAGCCAGCACCACACAACAGUGGGGCUGCAGCUGGUGCCUGAGGAGAUGUUGUUCAGAUACAGGAUGAUGGCCGCCUCUUGGGUGUUGAGACUCUCAGCUGACUAGCUUGAGUGCAGGUGCACUCCAAGCUCAGGCAAGUCCCUCAUGCCAAGCUGAGGCAAGGGUAGAAACUCCACCCACCACCUUAAUGGUGGGCCCCUGACUGCGCUGUAUGACUGUGUGACCACUCUGGUUCUGAGUAAAGGUAUGACCCAACUCCCCUCUCCGUCCCUCCCCCCAGAGCUGGGGCCCUCCCGUUGGCUGAUCUCUUGCCUUAGUUUCUUUUCUCAGAGUUGGGAGAAGCCGCCUGCCCACUUAGGAGCAUUAGCGACCUCAACAGUUUGUGAAUGUUUCUGUUUGCCUUUCUGCUGUUUAUGCACCUAACUCCUCAGCCCCGGGGAUGUGUGUUGGCUCAUCUGUUUCCUAUUACUAAUUUUAACAGACUCCUCCAUCAUCACUCAAUGUGCAUUCUAUGGCGUUUCCUAGACUAAGCCAGACACACGUUUGCUGUGGCAGCGUUGGAAUUGCUGCAGCGCCUAACCUCCGUGUGAACACUGGUCAGGGUUGCAUCUCAGAGCCUGGCAGUUGUGUGAACUGAUGUCCACAGUGCUUUUGUUCCGGAACUGACUUCUUCCGCCCGCCUGUCUCCCUGUCUCCUUGUACUUGGUUGCUAGUAAAGUAAUUGGCCCUGGCACUGCCCCCAGAAGCCAAACACAAUUGCACGUGGGUUGGUGGACGCUGACAGGUUCUGAGCUGGAGGGAACAGGGGUGUCCCAGAGAGACAGAAGGGACGUUGGUGUAGCAGCCACACUGAGCUCCAGCAGAGCAAGAGGAACAUGUCAGAACUGGCCCGUGGUGCGGUUCCUCCGCCUCACAUUUGGGAGCUGACACUGGGCCAGAUGACCAGGACUGUUCUCUCAGUUGGCGGUCACACCAAAAGCUGAGGCCAGGGGCAGUUUUGAAGGGCUGGCUAGAAACUCCCCUUCCUUCAAGGAGAUUUAGGAAUGAUCCCUUCAAACUCAAGUGUCACUGAGUCAGACCUCGGAUUCAGACUCUGACUCCAGUUCCAGUCUGUGGCUGACUUCCCGUCCAGCUGCUCACUCCAAGUCACCACACUGGAGGAGACUGCUGCCCGCACUCCCUGUCAGCACAGGCUGCAGCUGACCUCAGCAAUCUCACUGACUCUUCAGUUUCCCCACCCCCACCCCUGUAGAUCACAUAUCUUCUAGUGACCCCGAGGCUGCUGUCAUCACCGUCCAAGUGCGUCUUUAUUUAUUCGGGAGUCGAGGAGAGGGGCAGAGGGGUGUUGUACAAGCACUUUGUCACUUAACAGUAUCUGAGAGUCCCCUGCGGUGGGGAUUCGGAAUGCACUGAAGAGGGCUUGCUCGGAGGUGAGGUGAGGCGGAGGGAGCAUCCUCUCUGUACAAAGGGAAGCAUUUACUCCUGAGGUGGAAGCCCCACACUCUGCCCUUAGGAGGCUCUUACCAGCUCCCUCUGCCGAGGGUUGAGAGCUUUUGCUGAACUAACAGAAAAGGAGCAAGGUCUAAAUAAAAACCUCUGUUUGUGUACAACUUGUGUUUUGAACUGGAUUUUCACCUGCUGUAAUUCGUGCGCAUCCUAACAUGGCCAUCUUUAAUAAACUAAGGAAAUUAAGUCUUGCCCUGUA
This is a messenger RNA of Peromyscus californicus insignis, 4298 nucleotides long. Its product is annotated as run domain Beclin-1-interacting and cysteine-rich domain-containing protein-like. The record is from RefSeq and is a predicted model, not a curated record. Gene Ontology annotation, cellular component: late endosome; early endosome. The transcript is spliced from 14 exons. Bases 1 to 1908 code for a protein of 635 amino acids. Gene Ontology annotation, biological process: negative regulation of autophagosome maturation; negative regulation of endocytosis. Gene Ontology annotation, molecular function: phosphatidylinositol phosphate binding. NCBI's taxonomy places the organism in Eukaryota, Metazoa, Chordata, Mammalia, Rodentia, Cricetidae.